Messenger RNA from Strongylus vulgaris, 1359 nucleotides. NCBI's taxonomy places the organism in Eukaryota, Metazoa, Nematoda, Chromadorea, Rhabditida, Strongylidae. The record is from the annotation of a GenBank genome assembly.
AUGAUCCCUCUGGAUAGUCAGAUCGCAGCUCUUUUUCACAGGCAACACGUUUGCUCACGGUUUCUCUCUCAAUACUGGCCUCGUCUGGUUUCUCUUGCCGGCACUGCUCUUGUUGUAAUUCCUGCACCAGCGCCGAUGGCACAUGAAAGCUUUCAAAUUAAGAAGGAUCUCAGAGUAUCGCUUCCCUCUAAAGUGAAAGAAAAAUGCCUGGAUGCCAAAUACCGUACCGUACCAUACUCUGACCGACCCAGUGCAAAUGAUUUGGAUCUAGAAUGGCGUACUGGUAUUAAUGGUCGAAUGGUUCUGCAGGAUAUCGACUCAACAUCCCGAGUGGAGCCAGGUGGCUGGAAACGAGUCAAUACAUUGGGUCACUACAAUGUACCGAAUAACUCUGUUUUGAUGUUGACAACUAGGCAAAACUCUUUGUACAAUUUGUCGUUGCUUUCUGAAAGAAGUGAAAAAUCGACACUCAGCCUGAAGAACAGUCCGACGCUCUCACGACCUUGGGUUGGAACAAAUAGCAGUAGCACAUCGAAGGAUGCCGAAGGUCAGAAACUUUACCAUCUAGUCAAGCCGAGUGAGCAUGGUCCAUCUGAAAAUCAAGAAAAAAUGGUCACAGAAAUCUACCUCACUAGGUUGCUUAUGAUGAAAGGUACCCUCCAAAAGUUCAUCAAUGACUUGUUGGAAGCUAUUUUUUCGACGUCAUCAAGAUCAGCACCGUUACCAGCAGCAAUCAAGUACAUGUUUGACUUCAUGGAUGAACAGGCGCUUGAGCACGGCAUCACAGAUGCAGAAGUGGUUCAUGCUUGGAAGAGCAACGCCUUACCAUUGAGGUUUUGGGUAAAUCUCAUCAAGAAUCCGCAUUUUGUAUUCGACAUCCAAAAACCGACUAAGGUGGAAGGAUGCUUAUCCGUUGUGGCGCAAACCCUCAUGGAUGCAUGUUCUACGCAAGACCAUCAACUUACAAAGGAUUCGCCAUCGAGCAAGCUGUUGUUCGCCAAGGACAUGUACCAGUACAGAGAUUGGGUUGAUAGUUACUAUUCGGAUAUUGCUCGGUUAGCUCCGAUAUCCGAUCAAGACAUGGCGAGCCUGCUAAAUGAGGAGUCGAGGAUUCAUCGUGGCCAAUUCCAUGUGUUCUCAGCGCUAAACGAGCUCUACAAAUACCUUGACCAGUAUAAGGAGCCUAUCAUGGAUGCACUUGAGCAUAACGAACACGCCCAAGCAAGUCGGCUGCCAGGGCGACUUCAGGAUAUGCUGGCGUUGAUGGAAGCAGAUCAAAGCCGAACGGAUUACGAUAGCUCUACGCUUGGCAUAGGCUACAAUUCGAACAGUCGUCUAAUGCCUCGUGAACGAAUGUGA